Messenger RNA from Trypanosoma cruzi, 486 nucleotides. Its product is annotated as retrotransposon hot spot (RHS) protein, putative. The coding region runs from base 1 to 486 and encodes 161 amino acids. The record is from RefSeq and is a predicted model, not a curated record. NCBI's taxonomy places the organism in Eukaryota, Euglenozoa, Kinetoplastea, Trypanosomatida, Trypanosomatidae. The transcript has a single exon.
AUGUUGGCGUCGAAGGAUAAUAUUUUGCCAAUAUUUUUUGGAUGGCUUGCUUUGAAAUUGUGCACGGAGAGUGCCUUUGUCAAGACAAUGGGGACGAAACUCACGGAGUUUGAGCCACCAACAGGACGUCAAGCAAAGCCCUGCGUCUUGAAGUUGGCCCCUGAAUUGCAUCCCAAGGGAGAUGAAGGUUUGCUGCCGAGUGAAUAUGAAAAACCGAUCCGUAAAAUAAAGUACGGGGUGCUGUACAAACCGGCGGUCGCAAACCUUCCGCUGGUGGACGCCUUUUUUUUCUUGGUGUCAAAUCCAAUGACCCUGGUUGCGCUGCGGAUGACUACGGCGGGUGGACAACACACCACCGCCAGCACUGUGAGGCAGUUCACUGAGUGCCUGGCGGCAUAUUUUAAUGGUUGGGAGGAAUCAUCCCAAGACAUGUCGUGGGAGAUUAUUUACGUGCAGCAGGCAGACAGCACGCCGAUGAACGACUGA